AUGAAUGGUGAAAAAUCAUUGAACAAUCAAAUCAUGGCACCAAGUCAAGGUCAUUUUCAACUGCGUGAUGAGAAGUCUGAUGGCACUCCAAGGCCAUGGGCAAAUGCAAAUUCUCCAAAUCGCACUGAUUUUCUAGGUGAAACUUCACAGCCUGGUGGUCCUGUCACUAAGAUUGAUUUAGAUUCUCGUGGACUGUCUAGCCCUGGGAAGUCCCUUGAUGUUGAGAUAUUAUAUGAAGUCAAGAAAGACGACAGAUUGAACAACUUCAUAGCUACUUCUGAUGUGAUUUAUAAUGACAAAAUCAACAGUCAUUCUGCUAGUAAAUCUGGAAGAGAGCUCAGUAGGUAUGGACCAAAGAGGAUUCUUAACCCUAGCAAAUAUAAUGCUUCUCCUUAUGUCAACCAGAAAUCAUCGAGAUACCCUGUUACAACAAGAAUGAUUCAAUUACAUGAUGCUAUUGUCACUUUGUCUCUUGAUGAAGAUUACAAAUACUAA
Messenger RNA from Triticum dicoccoides, 495 nucleotides. RefSeq lists its product as uncharacterized. The record is from RefSeq and is a predicted model, not a curated record. The transcript is spliced from 4 exons. Bases 1 to 495 code for a protein of 164 amino acids. Lineage: Eukaryota; Viridiplantae; Streptophyta; Magnoliopsida; Poales; Poaceae.